This is a messenger RNA of Synchiropus splendidus (mandarinfish), 4301 nucleotides long. RefSeq lists its product as uncharacterized. NCBI's taxonomy places the organism in Eukaryota, Metazoa, Chordata, Actinopteri, Syngnathiformes, Callionymidae. Bases 208 to 2583 code for a protein of 791 amino acids. The transcript has 6 exons. The record is from RefSeq and is a predicted model, not a curated record.
GGGAGCUGUGCAGCAGGGGGAGGGGUGAGGGGAGACACUCUGAAAAUACGGAUGAAGAAAUACUUGGAGCAGAAAGGGGGACACGAGAGAGACAGAUGCUUAAGUCAUAGUGAGGGGAAAUAGACAGAUCGGAGGACCAGAGGGAGACGAGCUGCUGGAGGAAGCAUCGGCGAUUUUCACAGGCAGCUCUUCUCUGUUGCCAUAACGAUGGGCUGCUGGCUCUCUGGACCAUGGAUGGGUGACCAAAUGAUCAACGGACGGAGUCUAAAACACCUCAGUCAGCGAGAUGCGCUUCGGAUACUGGCAGCCAGUCAGCUUCCUGUCACCAUGCAGGUUAAGACCCAGAGAGGCUGUGGGUCAGAAGCGGAAAGGGGUGGCUGGGAGCCCCUCCCGCUCGACCUCAGACACCUGAACCUGCCUUUGCCAAUGAUGGGGCCAGGACUCAACCUACCCAGUCCCUCCUACCAGGACAGACACUACUAUGCCCAUCUAGCUCUGCCAAAAGACCACUGUGAUGGAGGACAUUAUGGCUACUUGUCCGGUUCUCAAAGAGACACUGUGGACCAGCAGGAUCCAGAAAUGACCAAUCGUCGGCCCAAGGGGCAGAGCUGUCUGAUGGGAUGUUGCAAUGUCAAUGGAGAUGAACCUCAAGGUUUCCAUAGUCAGACGGACGAUGAUGACUUCAUGUUGGAGAAGCCUUUAGGGUAUCUCCCGAUCCACCAUGAGUUGGACAGUGGUCUUGGAUGGACUGAUGGCUCCCUUCAUCAAGGGGACCUUUCAGGGUUAGAGACAGAGGAAGGAGGCCUGGAGGAGUGUCAUUCACACGGGGCACUUGCCCCAGGAGGUUGCGGCGGGUUUGGAGGCGGCUCCCCUUCUUCAGAGUCCUUCAUUUCCUCCGAACUGAGCGACUCUGGCUUCUACAGCGUCAGUACUGGAGAGUUUCGUCAUUUCCAGAGGCUACUUGAGAAACGGAUGCGACUGUACAAUGCCAGGCUACAGCAUCAGGGUGAACCCUGUGAGAGGCGUGAGCGGCGUGACAGCUGCCCAAAGAGCCACCGUGAGUUAUUGGAGGCCAUUCCAGAGACACUGACAAUGCAACCGCAGUGUCCACGACUGCAGCUGGGGAUGGAUGAAGGAGUCAGUCCAGUGAUUGACUGCCCACCUCGUGGCCUGUUCAGGGUAUCGUCAGUCCAGUUCCAUAAAGCAGACCGUCCAUGUCUAAACCGCCACAGCUCCAGCAGUGGUGCCCUCUUUAAUCCUUCCCACGCCCAUACUGCGGUCUCACGAAUGACUGCUCCAGUCCUCUCCACCUGCAGCACCCCUUCCAGCCACAGACGUCCUUUAGUACCUAUGCAGCAGCAUCACCAGAGCUCUGGCUCUGUGGGUAUGCUCAGGAGAAGUCGCACACUGCAUCACCGCCCUCCACCGCAUGAGAAUCGCCGCCGAGCCAGCCACCCGGCUUCACCUUCCUAUUGCUCUGCAACCCUCCACCAUUGUGGAGGACUCACGCCGCACUCGCUUCUUCAACCAGGCCUGCCGGAGGAAAGGGAACUUCUCAAUGACGUAAUGUCAAAUCCAGCUGCUCUAAACGUCCCGUCCCAACAACAUCCCAAUAAUCUGGGACUUAUGAGGAAUGCUAUAUCUCAAGAACGAUUUUUUGACAGCAGUCCAAGCGGGCAACUUGGUCAGCAUGACUGGUGGCACUCUCAGCAAAUGAAUCUGGUCCCUGAACAUCUGGUCCAAGAAAGAGAAAUCGAGAGGGAACUGGAACAACAGAGGCAAAUGCAAACGGAGAAGGAGAUGGAGAGAGAAGCCCAGAUGCAGGUGGAAAUGGAGAGAGAACGACAGCAAGAAUUGGACAGGAAGAUAGUCAGAGACAAGCAGCACCUCCAGAGUUUAAUGGAUCUUCCUCAGCAGGGGGAUGUCAAUGACACUUGGCCCAAACCAGCCAGCCGACAAUCGCAGGUCUGUGGAACAGGCAAAGGUCCAUACAGCACCUUGGAAGGGCACAUUGGCACCGGUGCUAAUGCUGGGUUGGAUGUAAAGAAAGGACAGAUGAAUCCAAAUCCAAUCUCUAGUAUGCAGCCAAAACCGAAUCCCAACUCCAAACCCAAUCCAUCCUUCAGGGUGUCCAGGAGCCAACUUCUGAGAGAUCGCGCAUCACAACUGGCCGACGAGCGCAGUGGUGGGAUGAGCACGGAUGAGGAAACCAACACUGAUUUGCUGAUGGGGAGAUACUGGAGCCGAACCGAGAGGAGGGAACACUUUCUUUUGGCGCGAGAGCAACGGCAGCAGCAGGCCAGAGGUGGGUCAAUCAGAGAGGCCAACAGGGCAGGAGGGGUCACGACAAGGGCCUCUGGCUGCGAUAAAGAAAAUCGGGACACUCGAGUCGGCAGCUCUUUUCAAGACAGCCGCUGCAAUACGGUCCUGGAGCUAAGUCAGAGAAAACUGAGUCGUCUGAGGAAUCGGAAGAUGUUGGAUGACUGGACGACAGUGGAGGAGCUGCUCACUCACGGGACCAGACUGGACAGCCACGAGAACCUGCUGUGCCCCAGCUCCCUGCUCACUGUCACCACAGUAUAACUGCAUGGACCCUUGUUAGUGUUUAUGAGCAUGAGUGAUGCUGAACUUACAUUUCUACAUCAAAGUUUUUCAUCUUUUGCUCGGCCUUCAUCAGUCCACUGAGACUGUUCAAAUUAGGUUUUCGUGUGCAAUAAGUGGAGACUGUUUCAUUUGGAAAUCUUUUCAACCAAGUAUUUGUCCUUGGAUUGAUCUAAAACGUGAUCAGAAUUGAUCUUCACAGCUAAAAUGUAUACAUACGGGCUUCCACCCUAAAUAUAUCUUACACGUUGGUGGGAAAAAAAACCAGCCACAAAUCCUUAAACAUUUGUAUGAACCCAUAUUUUCCAUUUGACCGAGUUUCAAUCAGAGCAAAUGAAGAGUAAAAAGGUUCGGCUGCUCCUAGAACUGUGAGUGUGUGAGCGAUGGGACUUCAUUGUCAUCACUGUUCAUCACCUCAAUUUAUAGCUUUAUGUGUGUACAGCACUCUGGACAAAGUGUUAGUGCAUGAUACUUUUUGGACACAACUCAACGUGUGCUUCAUGCUGCUUUUAGUUUAUAUAAGAUUUGAUACAAAUUCAAAAGCACUGUUUUGUGUGAUGUACGCUUUACCAUCAGGUCCACUGAACACGGUAACAGUAGUGAAUCAGACCACAGCAACAAAAGCUUUCAAGAAAAACUUCUUCAAAGAACCUGGUGGGCAGAAGCAGGAGGCAAAGCCAGAAGAAGGAUAUUGAUGGAACUGGCUGUGAAAUGAAACAAGACGGGCAGAGUUGAGCAAACAACACCUACCGCAUUGUUUGUUGUCGUCCACAUUAGCGAUGAGGUUUCAUGACCCAGUGUUGAAGGGUUGAUGAGGUUUCAUGAAACGAGUGCAGAUUUCCAGAGGCAGCCAGAUGGCACUGUCUGCAGUAAAAUGUUUGGAGUUGAACUAAUUCAAUGAAACCUCACAUCAAUUAUAAUCUCACUGUUUCAGCAAUCUCAUCUACCCAUCACUAUUAUACAUGUAGCGCCUCAGAAAACUAUUUCCGUGAGGUGGAUUAGCCAAAAAGUAACUCAAUGUAUUCACAAAGAAAAUCAAAUGAACUUGAAAACAUGAUUUAAACAAGAUUUAAAGACAGUAAAAUAAUAUAUAUAUAGACAGGGCAUCAAACCAGACAGGGCAUGGAGUAUACAUAUAUAUAUAUAUAUAUAUAUAUAUAUAUAUAUAUAUAUAUAUAUAUAUAUAUAUAUAUAUAUACACAGUGGUACCUCGGUUCUCGACCACAAUCCGUUCCAGACGGCCGUUUGAGAAGCGAUUUGUUCGAAAUCUGAAUUGAUUUUUUUCCCCAUUACAAUGAAUGGAAAAAGAAAUAAUGCGUUCCAAGCCUUAAAACAGGCUUUUGUAGGAGUGAAUGUAGAGUGUCUGCUGCAGGUGCGCUGUUCCUCUAUGUGUGUGGCCGCUGCAUGUGGGAGGGGUUGCCGAGUGAGUGACGUCUCUCCAGAAGUGAAGAGGUGCCCGGUGCGUGUCCAGCUCUGAAUGUGAGCUUCUGUGCAGUUUGGCACCUCCCACCUCUACCACGGUCCAGUGCAGAGACAGGAAAGGUUUUACAUCUCAAUAUGAAGAAAAAACAGUCAGUAAAUGUACCUAACAGGACACGUCUGCAUACAGAAAUUUUUGUUCGAAUUACAUUUUGUUCGAAUUCCGAGACGUUCGAAAACCGAGGCACCACUGUAUAUAUAUAUAUAUAUAUAUUACAAAA